Messenger RNA from Patiria miniata (bat star), 2568 nucleotides. RefSeq lists its product as uncharacterized. Bases 579 to 2324 code for a protein of 581 amino acids. The transcript has a single exon. The record is from RefSeq and is a predicted model, not a curated record. NCBI's taxonomy places the organism in Eukaryota, Metazoa, Echinodermata, Asteroidea, Valvatida, Asterinidae.
CAUCACUACUUUGUUUUGGCUUUCCACGAAACAUCUUCUUUAUCCAACAGUAAUUGUGUAAUGUUGAGCCGGUUUGAAUGGUCAACCAUUUGUGCAUGUAUUUGUAUAUAAUUUGCCUACAUGUAUUGAGAGCAUAUACUGAAGGCAACAAGGCAGCAUUCAGGAAGUCUCUCGAUAAGCCCCUUGUGAGGUUACUGUGAUAAACACAAUGAACGGACAAAAGCACUUCCGCAUAGCACUGAAAUGACGUAAUGCUGGCCAGAGGACAGUAUGGGCUCAAAUCAAUAUAUGACUCACAGUAUUGGACUGUGCGAUGAUUUCUUUGGUCUUCCCAUGUUUGACGAGACUUUGGCAUUUAGGAAUUGAAAACCAUAAAAGUAUUGAAACGGGAUUGAAUACAGUCUUGCUGAAUUGAUAAGUCAAAAUCGACGUCUGCAGAUGUCUCCAAACUUGAAUCACAUUCUAACAACUUGAAUUAGGCUAUCCACUCGUGUGCUACUCGAACACUUGUUUAUUAUACCCAAUAGGGCCCCUUUAUCUCGACCAUAAUACCAAGAGGUGCUGCGAUUUAUGUCGUUAUGUAUCCUUUAACAUGGAGAUGUGUCAUUUCUCAAGUUCGGACGUUUCUCGUACUCUCACCGAUGAUCUUCCAUCGUCAUGCUUUUGCCCAAAUCUCCGUGGAUCAAGGACCAACGGAUGUCGCCGUCGUGCAAGGAGGGACUGCGACUUUUGUCUGCGAUCUGAGCAAGGUGACCGGGUAUAAAAUCUACUGGUACUAUCUGGAGGGAUCAUUGGCCAGAUACUUGAGCAUCGGGAGAGCGGUGGGCGUGAGUACGCCCCUGUCUUCGGACCUUCUGAGUCGCCUGUCCAUCAUCGGGGAUGAAAGUCGAGAGGAGUUUACGUUGAGGAUCACGAAUGUACGAGCAACUGAUAGCGGCGCGUACUCCUGCCUCUAUGCACAUGAUGGAGGUUCCUUGCAGACCGCUGGGGCAGGCAGACUCACCGUGCUAAUUCCGCCCAGUAUGGAGUCACCAGUGUGCGUCGUGGAGGGUACAUCGGGAACCGCUGAUCACUUCGAUGUGGGAGCUUUGAUCAGCCUGUACUGCUACACGUCUGGUGGGGACCCUUCCCCCACCGUGGUUUAUUACAGGGACGGGGAGAGGUUGACGGGGCUAGCCCGGUCGAUUGGUCACCAGUACCGCCUCGCUGCCGAGGAUAACGGCGUGGUGUUCACGUGUGUCAUGACCACGCCUGCCUUGGAUGAGUCGCGUAACUGCUCUGUGACGCCGCUGAGAAUCUUACCACAGGCCACCAUCCUACCAGCACUAUCUAGAGUUGAGGAGGGGACUUCUGCAUCAUUCCAAUGUAACGGUGAGGGCGUGCCUAGCAUUGUAAAGUUCAGAUGGAGAGUGACAAAUGUUGACACUGGACUUGUCCUACCCGCAGAAAGAUACUUCAUAACUAAGAACGGCCGCUCAUUGGAGAUAGCAGUGAAGGAAAAUAUUGAUUUACUCUGUAUUGUCAGUGUGCCGUCUGGACUGUCCGGUAAUACAACCGUCAGAGUUGAAGUCAUUAAGCGAGAGUUCUCCACUAUGGCCGUUCAGUCCACUGUAGAGCAGCGCGCAUCCAGGGAACCAUCCACCUCAUCCCCUCCUGUCGCUAUCAUCGUCGUGGUGGUUGUACUCGCCUUGGUCACCAUAGGCCUCGUCACCGUGGUCUGGUUUCUUCGGAAAAGAAAACAACAGAGGAGAUCCAAGAUACCCAUCGAUCCAAAAGAUGGGCACAAUAUGAGCGACAUGGCUACCGAGUACGCCGAAAUCGGCAGACCGACUCAAAACAGCCUGACACCAGACGCUGGGCUGCACCAGGCAGGCAUUGUCAUGGCAGCGACGGGAGGCGGACUCGUGGCCAGCAACCCUCUCUACGCCCUACCUGAUAAUCGGGUGCGAGUCGGCUCCAUGGGCCGGAGUGAGCAAAGUUCGUCUCCCGACAUGAAACCUGACAAGAAACGAGCAACCAACAAUAACGACGAAACGAUGCCAGCAACAACAGCAAACGAUGAUGAUGCCGACGGGACUCUGACUCGUCUCCUUCCCGCAGACACGCCGCAGUACGCCCAGCUGGACAAGUCCAAGAAGACCAGAAAGAGCGGGGAACACACCGGGAUCGAGUACAGCGCCGUGCCGGCGGAGGAGCCUCAAGAAGCUGAUUCCGGGCUGGUGUACGCUGAUCUUGAUCUAGACUCAUCAUCACCGAGCAUCACCGAGAACACGGGGUUGCCCUCCGCCUCGGAAAAGACCGUGUACGCCACGAUUCACACUUGAUGUUGGGUCGCAGGUGUAAUACGUUUGUGACAUUUCAAAUCACUGUGGAUAACAGAACCUUUCAUUGUCGCAGUGGCACAACACUUGCUGUGGUCACAAAAGUUUCCUUAGAAAUUGAAUAGCCAUUCAAGCUGCAUUUGGUGUUAUAUACCAUUGCAACACGAAAUGAAGACAAAUCUUCUAAGAAUUUUUUUUCGCUCUCUAAACCCAAACAAAAAACGACUUUUCAAGUUACGAAAUUUUA